GGAAAGGCGUGUGCAAAUGUCUUGAGGGUGGCCAAGUACUGAGAGUUUGGUGGACAUAAAGGUGCUCAUGGGGCUGCAGGAAGGCCGGCGUCGGAUGAGGGGGAAGAAGACAGCAAGAGCACAGAUGGGAGGAGGAGGGUUGUUCAGCGAUAGUUAUGACCUCCCGGUUACGUGCGUUGGGUGGAAGAAUUAAUAAUAUACGCACCUCGGAAUUACCCAAGGAGAAAACUCGGUCCGAAGUCGUCUGCAGCGUCCGCUUUCUCGAUGGCUUGGUACAGACCUUCAAAGCUAACAAACAAGAUACCGGUCAAGUUCUUCUGGAUAUGGUGUACAACCACCUGGGUGUGACUGAAAAGGAGUAUUUUGGUUUGCAGCAUGGCGAUGACUCCGUAGACUCUCUUAGAUGGCUGGAAUCAAGCAAACCCAUCAGGAAGCAGUUAAAAGGAGGUUUCCCCUGUACUCUGCAUUUUCGAGUAAGAUUUUUUAUACCUGAUCCCAACACACUACAGGAAGAACAAACCAGGCAUUUGUAUUUCUUACAACUGAAGAUGGAUAUUUGUGAAGGAAGGUUAACUUGCCCUCUUAACUCGGCAGUGGUUCUAGCAUCCUAUGCGGUACAAUCUCACUUUGGAGACUAUAAUUCUUCCAUCCAUCAUCCGGGCUAUCUUUCCGACAGUCAGUUUAUCCCAGAUCAGAACGAUGACUUUUUAACGAAGGUGGAAUCCCUCCAUGAGCAGCACAGUGGGCUAAAGCAAUCAGAGGCUGAAUCUUGCUUUAUCAACAUAGCACGGACCCUCGACUUCUAUGGUGUGGAGCUGCACAGUGGUAGGGAUCUGCACAAUUUAGAGCUAACGAUUGGGAUUGCUUCUGCGGGCAUCGCCGUGUACCGAAAAUACAUUUGCACAAGUUUCUAUCCUUGGGUGAACAUUCUAAAAAUUUCUUUCAAAAGGAAAAAGUUCUUCAUACAUCAGCGACAGAAACAGACUGAAUCCAGGGAACAUAUCGUGGCCUUCAACAUGUUAAAUUACCGAUCUUGCAAAAACUUGUGGAAAUCCUGUGUCGAGCAUCAUACGUUCUUUCAGGCAAAGAAGCUACUACCUCAGGAAAAGAAUGUUCUGGCUCAGUACUGGACUAUGGGCUCUAGGAACCCCAAAAAGUCUGUAAAUAACCAGUAUUGCAAAAAGGUGAUUGGAGGGAUGGUGUGGAACCCAGCCAUGCGGAGAUCAUUAUCAGUGGAGCACUUAGAAACCAAGAGCCUGCCUUCUCGCUCCCCUCCCAUCACUCCCAACUGGCGAAGUCCUAGGCUCCGGCACGAAAUCCGAAAGCCUCGGCACUCUUCUGCAGAUAACCUUGCGAACGAGAUGACCUACAUUACGGAAACCGAAGAUGUGUUUUACACGUACAAGGGCUCCCUGUCCCCCAAAGACAGCGAAUCGGAGGUUUCUCAGAACCGAAGCCCGCGCCGAGAGAGUAUAUCCGAGAACAAUCCAGCACAAAGCUGCCUGACCCAGAAGUCAUCCAGUUCUGUGUCUUCAUCUUCAAAUGCUCCAGGCUCCUGCUCACCAGAUGGCGUCGAUCAGCAGUUCUUAGAGGAUUUCCACAGGGUGACCAAAGGGGGCUCCGCCGAGGACUGCAGCCAGUACUACUGUGACAAGAAUGAUCACGGUGAUGGCUACUUAGUUUUGAUCCGCAUCACACCAGAUGAAGAUGGAAAAUUUGGAUUUAAUCUGAAGGGAGGAGUGGACCAAAAGAUGCCUCUUGUGGUAUCGAGGAUAAACCCGGAGUCACCUGCGGACACCUGCAUUCCUAAGCUGAACGAAGGGGAUCAAAUCGUGUUAAUCAAUGGCCGGGACAUCUCGGAACACACCCAUGACCAAGUGGUGAUGUUCAUCAAAGCCAGCCGGGAGUCCCACACGCGGGAGCUGGCCCUGGUGAUCAGGAGGAAAGCAGUGCACUCGUUCACAGACAUCAAAUCCGAAGAUGAACUAAACCAGCUUUUCCCUGAGGCCAUUUUCCCCAUUUGUCCAGAGGGUGGGGACACCUUGGAGGGAUCCAUGGAACAGCUAAAGAAGGGCCUUGAAAGCGGGACAGUGCUGAUCCAGUUUGAGCAACUCUACAGAAAGAAGCCGGGUCUCGCCAUCACCUUUGCAAAGCUGCCUCAAAAUUUGGACAAAAACCGAUACAAAGAUGUGCUGCCUUACGACACCACCCGGGUCUUAUUGCAGGGAAAUGAAGAUUAUAUUAAUGCGAGUUAUGUGAACAUGGAAAUUCCUGCUGCUAACCUUGUGAACAAGUACAUUGCUGCUCAGGGUCCCCUGCCACACACCUGUGCACAAUUUUGGCAAGUCGUCUGGGAUCAGAAGUUAUCACUCAUUGUCAUGUUGACGACUCUCACCGAGCGAGGGCGGACCAAGUGUCACCAGUACUGGCCUGAUCCUCCCGAUGUCAUGGAACACGGCAACUUUCACAUCCGAUGUCAGUCAGAGGACUGCACCAUUGCUUACGUGUUCCGGGAAAUGCUGGUCACCAACACUGAGACCGGGGAGGAGCACACUGUGACGCACCUCCAGUAUGUCGCGUGGCCCGACCACGGCGUUCCCGAUGACUCCUCAGACUUUCUGGAGUUCGUCAACUCUGUGCGGUCCCUGCGCGUGGACGGCGAACCUGUGUUAGUUCACUGCAGUGCUGGAAUAGGGCGCACAGGUGUGCUGGUCACCAUGGAAACAGCCAUGUGCCUCAUUGAGAGAAACCUGCCUGUUUACCCACUGGAUAUUGUCCGGAAAAUGCGAGACCAGCGUGCCAUGAUGGUGCAGACAUCAAGCCAGUACAAGUUCGUAUGUGAAGCGAUCCUUCGUGUUUAUGAAGAGGGCUUAGUCCAAAUGCUGGAUCCCAGUUAAGACAACUGUGAAGCGUUCAUUCCUCCUUCCCAAGGGCGUCCUCCGUCAGAACAGACCUUCUCUCUGGAAGCAGCAAGAGGAAAUCUGUAGGCCGUGGGGAAGGAAUGAGCACAUUUGAACCCAGGCACUUUAAAGUUCUCUAGAAGAGGUAUCAUGUACAGAGGAACCGUGUAGAUAACGCAUGCAGUUAUAGCAACUCUUAGGCCCAUUCGUCCUCGAAAUAAGCAAAAGGGGAUCUCGGUUUGGGGCCUGUCCUAUUGCCUUCCUCCCUAGACCUCACCAUGUUCCUGUAAACCAUCCUUGGGCAGUUGGGAGGGGAGGCCAGCCAUGGUGUUGACCUCCCAGAAACAAGAGGGUGUGGCUACUUGGAGUUGCUAGGGCGUUUGUGUGUAUGUGUUUAUAGGACUCUAAGGGCUGAGCUUUCUGUGCUUCGAGGCAGAGCUGGAACCGUUGGCAUUCACCCGCCGCUGCUAGGGGAACCCUGAUGAGUGGACUCAGAGGCAGGCUG
Lontra canadensis (Northern American river otter) is the source of this 3405-nucleotide messenger RNA. It is a transcript of the gene PTPN3, whose product is annotated as protein tyrosine phosphatase non-receptor type 3. NCBI's taxonomy places the organism in Eukaryota, Metazoa, Chordata, Mammalia, Carnivora, Mustelidae. The record is from RefSeq and is a predicted model, not a curated record. Gene Ontology annotation, molecular function: cytoskeletal protein binding; protein tyrosine phosphatase activity. Gene Ontology annotation, cellular component: cytoplasm; cytoskeleton; cytoplasmic side of plasma membrane. Gene Ontology annotation, biological process: protein dephosphorylation. The transcript is spliced from 26 exons. Bases 156 to 2897 code for a protein of 913 amino acids.